AUGAUCAAUCGUUAUGCUGGAUUAUUCAAAUAUAGAGUUUUUAAAAAUCAGUAUUCGAUAGAGUUUCUCCUACCUACUGGCAAGCGCUGUAGAGAAUGUGAGCGGUUUGCAAGAAAAAUUGUUAAUAAUAUGAAUGAUAGCUCAACUCGAUUAAUUGGGAUGAGUCCUAAUGACGCCACAAAACUUGAGCGGAUAUAUUCUGAAGCAUCAGUAAAAUAUAAUCGCCCAAUAGGUGUUGAUGAAUCACAACUACCAAAGGAUGAUUCAGAACCUCAGCGUCCCUUUGUUAGAGAACAAUUAAUGCAUAUUAAGGAAAAGCCUAUGUUACCCCCUAGGUGGAUAUUGGAAGAUAACCAAAUAUAUAUAAG
Messenger RNA from Acaulospora morrowiae, 368 nucleotides. NCBI's taxonomy places the organism in Eukaryota, Fungi, Glomeromycota, Glomeromycetes, Diversisporales, Acaulosporaceae. The record is from the annotation of a GenBank genome assembly.